Molecule: messenger RNA, 512 nt
Organism: Suricata suricatta (meerkat)
Lineage: Eukaryota; Metazoa; Chordata; Mammalia; Carnivora; Herpestidae
Product: translation initiation factor IF-2-like
Exons: 5
Coding region: 120-512 (130 amino acids)
Source: RefSeq, a predicted model, not a curated record
CUGGCGCUGGCGAGAGGAACUCAGAGCCGGGACGGAGAGUUGCCGUGGAGAGCCUCGGAGAGGGCAGCUCCAUUCUGCAGGGAAAGGACGGUUCUGAAAUCAGUUCCCAGAGUAAACUCAUGACUGUCUUGUGCCAUCUACGCCUGACCGGGUCACCUGGAGAAGCCCCAGAGCGAUGCCGUCGCGGUCUCCGUGCUCCCGGAGUGGGCAGGGGGCCCGGUGCCUCCAGGACCCCCGAGGGCCCCCAGCCGGCAGUGCAGAGGGGGCCCCGUGCUGGCUCCACUCCUGUUCAGGACGCUGGCCAAGGAAAGGAGGUGGGUGCUCCAGAUCAGCUGAGCAGCCCUGCCGCCGGGCCAGGGAGGAGCCCCACGGACUCCGAGGGACAGGCGGGCAAGAGGUGCAGCCUCCCCUCCUGUGUCCUUGCCAAGGCGCUGCUGGCCGGGGUGCCCCGAUGGAGGAAGAGGGGUGCUGGGAACCCCGGCCAGGGAGCAGGAGAAGCGUGCGUGCUCUGA